Messenger RNA from Dipodomys ordii (Ord's kangaroo rat), 492 nucleotides. Its product is annotated as caspase-2-like. The transcript is spliced from 4 exons. Lineage: Eukaryota; Metazoa; Chordata; Mammalia; Rodentia; Heteromyidae. The annotation marks the transcript as partial. The record is from RefSeq and is a predicted model, not a curated record. Gene Ontology annotation, molecular function: protease binding; death domain binding. Gene Ontology annotation, biological process: regulation of apoptotic process.
AUGGGAGUGUGUGGUAUGCAUCCUGAUCAUCAGGAAACUCUGAAAAAGAACCGAGUGGUGCUGGCCAAACAACUGUUGCUGAGUGAACUGUUGGAACAUCUCCUGGAGAAGGACAUCAUCACUUUGGAAAUGAGAGAGCUCAUCCAGGCCAAAGUGGGCAGUUUCAGCCAAAACGUGGAACUCCUUAACUUACUUCCCAAGAGGGGGCCCCAGGCUUUUGAUGCCUUCUGUAAGGCGCUGAGGGAGACCAAGCAGGGUCACCUGGAAGAUCUGUUGCUCACAACCCUCUCUGAUCUUCAGCAUGUACUCCCACCGUUGAGCUGUGACUAUGAUGUGAGUCUCCCUUUCCCAGUGUGUGAGUCCCAUCCCCCUCACAAGCAGCUCCGCCUGUCUACAGAUACUGUGGAACACUCCCUAGAUAAUGGAGAUGGUCCACCCUGCCUUCAGGUGAAGCCUUGUACUCCAGAAUUUUAUCAGAAACACCACCAGCUG